GGGAGCAGCAGCACACGCCUCCUUGUUGACUGUGUCGCUGACUGUGUGUGGAUGACGCACUGAGGCUCAGCGCGAAGAUGGCUCCCUUCCCGGACGAGGUGGAUGUUUUCACUGGCCCCCACUGGCGAAUGAAGCAGCUGGUGGGCUUAUACUGCGAAAAGCUGUCAAAGACCAACUUUUCCAACAACAAUGACUUCCGCUCGUUUCUCCAGUCCCUCUGCGCCACCUUCAAGGAGUUCAAGAUGCAUGAGCAAAUCGAGAACGAGUACAUUAUCAACUUGUUGCAACAACGCUGCUGCACUGUGUACAAUGUGCACUCUGACAACAAACUCUCAGAGAUGUUGACCCUCUUUGAAAAGGGACUACACAAUGUUAAGAGUGAAUAUGAGCAGCUUAACUAUGUCCAGCAGCUGAAGGAGAGACUAGAAGCUUUCACACAGGACUUUCUGCCCCACAUGAAGGAAGAAGAAGAGGUGUUUCAGCCUAUGCUUAUGGAGUACUUCACCUAUGAGGAGCUCAAAGACAUCAAGAAGCAGGUGAUAGCACAACACUGCAACCAACAUCAAUGGGACUGUGCCGCUGAGGUACUGAAGGGCUUCACUUUGUGGAGCCAGGCGGAGGAGCUGCAAAAGGCCUUUAAAUAUGCGGACCAUGAGAAGACAGAUUACGAACUGGAAAAGAAAAAGGAUUCUUCAACCCACAUCUCCCAGCUCCCUACAGAAAUUAUGCUGAGGCUGUUCCAUUAUUUGGGUCCUCAAGAUCUGUGUCGCUGUAGUCAAGUGUGCAGCUCCUGGUCAGAGCUUGCUAAGACCGGCUCUCUGUGGAGGCACCUCUAUCCUGUGCGCUGGGCCAGAGGGGAGCUGUACCAGGAGCCCGAUGACGAGUGGGUGAAGAGUCGGCAGAAUGAGGGUCGGGCUUAUCAGGAAUAUGAUGAGGAUGCUGAUGUUGAUGAGUCUGAUGUGUCGGACCACUCAGUAGGCUCUCUGGCAAUUAACAAUGCUCGGCGGGAGAAGAAGCUUCUGAAUGGGAUUAUCCAGAAUCUACUGCCAGCUGUGGGCCCAUCUGUCAAGUCUAUUGUCCUGGCAUACAGUUCUACAGUCUCGAGUAAAAUGGUCCGUCAAAUCCUCAGUCUUUGCCCCAAUAUUAUUCAUCUGGAUCUGACUCAGACUGAUGUUACAGAUUUCGCAUUUGACAGCUGGUCAUCUGUUGGAGCUUGUCUCUCUCUGGAGCACCUGGAUUUGUCGGGAUGUGAGAAGAUCACAGAUCACACCCUGAAGAAAUUGUCUUUUGGGCUUGGCGACCUCACGUCUUCGACCUGCUUUGACAAGCGUGGAGAUCGACGAGCCAAGCUCCUGAAAAGCUCCACAGUACCCAUCACACUCAUGGAUGAGAGAGACCUUCAUCCAGUGGGACGGAAGCGACAGGCCAUCAUUUUCAAGCAGGGGACUGGUCGUUGGGGGACUGCCCGCAGGCCCGCACAAGUUUGGGUACUGGACUCCUCAGACCUUGCUGAUAUCGAAGACGCUGCAGAAUGGAGCGGUCGUGGUGGAACGUCUCUUCCGGAUGCAGAAAACUUCGUUGAGACGCAGCUUUUGGGAACCUCGUGUUCCUGCAGGAAGAGCAGGGGACGCGGGCACAGGACAAAUGCCUCCUUUUUACAUCAGCAAUAUUCCAUGACUGGGGAAAUGUUCUGUGGUCACUCCACCUGCUGCACUAGCGACAUGGCCCUCAGGACUUUUAUUGGGCCCCAGUGCGAGUCAGGGACCACCAGAAACAUCACUGCAGAAUUUCGGACUAAGUGCUCCUCAUUUGAGGGCCUGCAGUGUGUGGAGCCUGAAAGCAGGACUGACCAAUCAGAGACAAAACGCUCACUGAGAUUCCUCAGUCUCUCUGGAUGUUACCAGGUCACAGAUUUGGGCUUGAGGGCUCUGUCUCAGCGUGGAGGGCUUCCUGUUCUGGAGCAUCUCAACUUGUCCGGCUGCCUCUUCAUAACUGAGGUGGGGCUGCAGGAGCUGGUGUCUGCCUGUCCUUCUCUUAAUGAUGAACACUUCUAUUACUGCGACAACAUUAACGGUCCCCACGCAGACACGGCCAGCGGCUGCCAGAACCUACAGUGCGGCUUCAGAGCUUGCUGUCGCUCUGGAGAGUGAUCCUGCCUGGCUAUGCUCUCCUCAAAUGUCAACGUCUCCUUUUUAUCGCACUUUAUCCUGGGAAAACCAUUUGCUGUAUUUUGUGUCACUUAAAAAAUGUUUGGGAUGAAACUGUAAUUUUGCUCCUGUUUUUUUCCAUUUCCAUCUAUAUUAAAUGGAAACAAUCUUUUGGAAAAGGAAACUUAUGAUAAAGGAAUUUAGGGCAUUUGCAAAUGUACAUCCUGUUUCCUUUUUUUUGGUUUUUGAAAAGUAAAAAGUAUAGAAACAAACACAAAGUACCAAGUGUUUGCUGUAUUUAAAGUAUUUCCACAAAAUGA
Messenger RNA from Platichthys flesus (European flounder), 2467 nucleotides. RefSeq names its product F-box and leucine-rich repeat protein 5 (gene fbxl5). The record is from RefSeq and is a predicted model, not a curated record. Gene Ontology annotation, cellular component: SCF ubiquitin ligase complex. Bases 78 to 2150 code for a protein of 690 amino acids. Gene Ontology annotation, molecular function: protein binding. The transcript is spliced from 11 exons. Gene Ontology annotation, biological process: SCF-dependent proteasomal ubiquitin-dependent protein catabolic process; intracellular iron ion homeostasis. Lineage: Eukaryota; Metazoa; Chordata; Actinopteri; Pleuronectiformes; Pleuronectidae.